ACUCAGCUCAGUCGUCUUAGGUCAAACUACGCAGUAUGUCCUCUCCGUUUUUAUUCGACAAUUUGGCUGUUCAAAUGUGUCGAAUUAGUAUUUUGAUUGUGUUUUUCUUUAUCACUAACACACAAGGCUGCCAGCAGAGAAACAUUUCCUGCGACCACAUUAAGACUGAUGAUGGAUUUGAGUUCCAGUAUCAGUGUCCUGAGAAUAGUGAGAUUUUUGUGGAUCAUGAUAAGACCCCAUUUGCUUAUCGUGAGCUUGGCAAUCACAGUUUUGAGUGUUCACGUGAAGUGAUUAGCAUUGACAACCGUACAGUCGUGACAAGAGGCUGCCAGGACCUGCAGGUUAAAUGUAUAUUUCCUAAUGGAGAGAAGCGUGUGAAGGAGACAUGUAUGGAGUAUAAAAUUACUGGAAAGCCUUCUUUUGGCAAUAUAAUGGAUGCGGCUCAGCAAAGCAGUUGGGACGAAUUUGAGUGCAACACCAACAAGGGGAAGUUGAAAAGACCUGAGCCCGAUGAUUCACCAACAUGGUAUCGGUACCUCAUCAUCGGUGUACCACUUGUGCUCGUGAUCUUUGGGAUUGUUGGGAUGCUUUGUUGCUGUUACAGUCGAUGGAAAAAGAAGCAGCACGGUGCAGCUACAGUUCCUGAGCUUGUAAGUUACCUACGGACUGGCGGUUGUCUCAGAAAGAAUUCCCCUGCAGAGAGAGGAGAGGAACUAGAAACUGGUGCUGCCGAAUGUGACUCUAUCCAGGAGGUCACAGCUGGUGAUUCAGGGACUCAGCAGAAUGGUGUUAAGAGAACGAGUGUAAUGUCUGCCUCUGGUCUGCGUGGAUGUGGUGAAAAUGAUAUCGAGCAUGAUGACACACUUGGAAAUGUGCUUGUUCACAGUAUUGAUCUCAAUGCUGAUGGCACGACUCCUCAAUCCUUUAGUCUGGACCACAACUUGAGCAACGGGGGAAUCGAGCUGGCUGAAAAUGGAGACGUAAGUGCCCCUGACGUUAACGGAGCCGCUAAUCGUCGAGCCAUGCACAGGAGCUUGAGGGACGAUCCAGGAGGAGUGCGUUAUAAUAAAGACAAGGACGUUGUUCAGAUCAUGAAGGAGCCCAGUGGAUGGACUCAUGGUGGUCAUGGUCGUGAAGAUCACGGGAGGGAAGUACAGCCGCUGCUGUCAGAUCAUGGAGCUGCCUCCCAAGGUUUUGACAUGACAGGUGGAGCCGCAGCUUCAGACCAGGUCAGCAGGUGCUCUAGUGCACAGGACACUGACGUGGAGUCAACACCCAAGAUCAAAAACUGUGGUCAACAUAUAAACUGAAUAAUAAUAAUAAUAAUAAUAAUGAUGAUAAUUAUCUCUUAUAUAUAUAUUAUAAAUACAAGAUAGAGUAUGUGGUACAUUUACUGACAGCUCCUUUGUGGUCAAGUCCAAAACGUUUUGUUUAAAUAAUCAUUUUCAUCCCAUGAUGCUUUGCUCUCUUAAUGAGCAAGUUGUCUUUUCUCACAGUAUUAGAAGACACAUUAUUUCCAACCCCUGUGUACCUUAUUUUAUAUAAUUGCAACAUCUUCAAAUUGUUCAGCGACACGUUUUGCAUCAAAGAAAAAAAUGAGACAAUCCCGAUGGAAAUUGGUGUUGUCUAUGCGGCGUUUUCAGCCUAUUCAUUUAUUUGAUCUGCCAAUCAGAUGGCUCAGAUCACUUAUUACUUUACAUGGGAGAUUGAAUUUUAAGUGCAUGGCUUGACCAAAGAAUCGGGUGGUCCGAAAACCUGUCAGAAAAUGUACCACAUACACAGCUGUGCGACAGCUUGAUGAUGUACUAGUAUAAAUGAAGGAGCAGCAGGUAGAAUAUAUAUUAUAUAUCCAUUUUAUGGACUAAAUAGAUAACCUUAUUAGUAUGUAUAGUUUGGAGAUCAUAAUACAUAUGUGCAGUAUGUAUAUAUUUUUUUCUUUUUCUAUUUGAGUUGACUUUAUGUACUUUAUCAUUUAUCCAAACAAUUAUAAGUACAGUAAGUCUGCAUUUAUUUAGUUAUUUCUGUGUAAUCUAGCAACAUGUGUGUGUAACCUGUAUCAGUUAUUCUGUGUUAGCUACAGUGCAUGUAUUCACUCUGCUUUGGCAAAUUAUUAUGUAACUCCUGUGUUUAGCUGCAUUGCUUUUGCUUUUUAGUUGUUCAAUUUAAAUAUAGAUAAUAAUAAAACACCAAGGGAGUAGGGUUCGUUUCAGUAUUGUGGGGGCACAUGUGGGAUUUAGGGUCCUCUGCAAGAAAAUUGUGAGCAUCGGACAAUUCAUUUCCUGGUGAUUAUUUUAUGCACCAGUUUGUGCCUUUUCUGCAUCGAUUUAUGGUGUAAAUGCCUUAAAUUUUAAAUUAAAGUCCAUGUCUAUGUUCAUGUUUUUAUUGGUGAGGUGAACAAAUGCAGGUAGUACAUGUUGAGGAGGAUGUGACCCCUGAAAUCUAUGAUUUAUGAUAACCUAUGAUGUAAAAAAUGAUAAAUUCCUGUCAAGAGAUUUGAAAUAAACUCUUGUCUUCAUCCAGGA
Messenger RNA from Epinephelus moara (kelp grouper), 2522 nucleotides. RefSeq lists its product as uncharacterized. Bases 36 to 1310 code for a protein of 424 amino acids. NCBI's taxonomy places the organism in Eukaryota, Metazoa, Chordata, Actinopteri, Perciformes, Serranidae. The record is from RefSeq and is a predicted model, not a curated record. The transcript has 16 exons.